GCGUUAUGCGCUCGUGAAUUAAUAAACAAUUCAAGAUGGCGCCGUGUAUAGCGUUGGCUGGCCGUCGCUCUGUGUUGUCUAUUUCAUUGGUUCUGCUUUUAUGUGUAUGUUUCAUUAACCCGAACUACUCUCUUUGGACUUACUGCAAAACUUUGCUUCACAUUCGCGCAGUGAUGGCAGAUGUCACUCCGAGCGGAGAAUGUUGUUUACCCCCGAAGCGGACUCGGAAUCGGACUAACCGCCGGCGAAAGCGUGGCAACCGGGCUGGAGUCGCCGUGAAAGCUAGAGCCGCGGAGCUGCUUGAAAUACAGCAGUUGGCUCGAGGAAGCAAGCCUCCGAGAGGAGUACUUCUCAGCAAUCUGAGCUAUAUCGAAUCGGAUGUGGUCUCGAAUGGAACUUCAUCGCCCCCGUUGGAGUCUGCACUGCUCUGUAAACCUCCGGAUAAAGAGGUUGCAGAUGUUCCUGCGCCGAUGACGAUGCUCCCGCCGCCGCCGCCGAUCCCGCCGACCACGGCGUCUGUGGAGGAGCUGAUCCAGCAGAGCCAGUGGAACCUCCAGCAGCAGGAGCAACACCUGCUCAGCCUCAGACAGGCGCAAGCGAUGGCCGCCAUCUCUCUGGCGAUGGAGCAGCAGAUGCAGAAACUGCUGGUGGAGACGCAGCUGGACAUGAACGAGUUCGACAACCUGCUCCAGCCCAUCAUAGACACCUGCACCAAAGAUGCCAUGUUGGCUGGAAAGAACUGGAUGUUCAGUAAUGCUAAGACCCCGCCGCACUGCGAGCUGAUGGCGUCGCAUCUCAGAAACCGCAUCACUGCGGACGAGGCACAUUUCGAACUCCGCCUGCAUCUCAUUUAUCUGACUAAUUGCGUCCUGCAUCACUGUCAGAGGAAAAGUCAGAGGGAUCUUUUGGCGGCUCUACAGAAGGUUGUGGUUCCCAUUUACUGCACCAGUUUCCUGGCUGUAGAGGAAGACAAGCAGCAGAAAAUCACCCGCCUACUGCUGCUCUGGGAGAAGAACAGCUACUUUGACGAAGUCACCAUUCAGCAGCUUCAGAGUCCGGCUCUGGGCCUCGGACAGUAUCAGGCGUUGCUCAUCACGGAGUACGCGCCGGUGGUGCAGCCCGUCCAGAUGGCCUUCCAGCAGCAGAUCCAGGUGCUGAAGACGCAGCACGAGGAGUUUGUGAACAAUCUGAAGCAGCAGCAGACGGUGGCAGUGACCUCUCUGCCUGGAGAUCUGAUGCCUCCAUUGGCCGGAUGGUUUGCUCCACAGCAGAGCAUGCCGGUGUGGAACCCGCAACAACCUCCACCAUUCGACCCGUCUCAAGCCCUGCCCCCCUGGCCGCCCUGGCCGCCCUGGAGCAGCUACAAGGGCAUGUGGAAUGAGCAGCGGUACCCCAACUGGAGUGGCCCUUGGGAUGGGGGCCCCGCAAGCCCCUGGAGUGGUCAGUUUGACCAGCCGCCGUGGAGCAGCCAGCCGGAUCAACCGCCGCCAUGGGGCCAGAGGGAGCCUCCCUUCCGCAUGCAGGAUCUGCCGUUCAACCAGCCGCCGCCACCACACAACUUCGGACACUUUCCGCCGUGCUUCAUGCAGCACGAGUUUCCUCCGCGGCAUCAUUUAGAACGGCUGCCAUAUCCACCGCACCGAUUCGACUACCCACAGGGAGACUUCCCAGGAGGUGAGACCUCAGCUUUUCUGUUCGGAAUACUACUAGAGUUAAAAAUGACUCUGAUUUCAUGA
Messenger RNA from Sinocyclocheilus grahami, 1736 nucleotides. RefSeq names its product calcium homeostasis endoplasmic reticulum protein-like. The coding region runs from base 36 to 1736 and encodes 566 amino acids. Gene Ontology annotation, cellular component: perinuclear region of cytoplasm. Gene Ontology annotation, biological process: intracellular calcium ion homeostasis. The transcript has 9 exons. The record is from RefSeq and is a predicted model, not a curated record. Lineage: Eukaryota; Metazoa; Chordata; Actinopteri; Cypriniformes; Cyprinidae.